This is a messenger RNA of Osmerus eperlanus (European smelt), 1795 nucleotides long. It is a transcript of the gene ntpcr, whose product is annotated as nucleoside-triphosphatase, cancer-related. The transcript is spliced from 5 exons. NCBI's taxonomy places the organism in Eukaryota, Metazoa, Chordata, Actinopteri, Osmeriformes, Osmeridae. The record is from RefSeq and is a predicted model, not a curated record. Gene Ontology annotation, molecular function: ATP hydrolysis activity. Bases 125 to 706 code for a protein of 193 amino acids.
CGCGGCAUUACAGGCUGUUGUGUGGAUUGUGCGCAUGUGUGCACGUAUCUGUACGGACAUGACGAGCACAGCACAGACUCUGGUGAACUAACGUUUGAUAGACAGAGAAACCGGAGACACAUAAAUGAUCAAGCACGUUUUCUUAACAGGACCUCCGGGUGUCGGGAAGACCACACUGGUCCAGAAGGCUUGUGAAGCCUUGGUGUCUUCAGGCGUGGCGGCGGAAGGCUUCUACACGGAGGAGGUCAGGGAAUCGGGGAGACGAGUUGGCUUUGAUGUAGUCACCCUGGAUGGGAAGAGAGGACACCUGUCUAGAGUCAGGGGCAAUGCCGGUGCCUCUCGUGGCAGACGGGAACACGUUGUCGGGCAGUACGUGGUUGAUCUUUCAUCAUUUGAAAGCCUGGCUCUCCCUCUCUUCAAAAAUGUUGUCCCUGCUGGAGGAGACCGGGGGAAGGUGUUUGUUAUUGAUGAGAUUGGGAAGAUGGAGCUGUUCAGCCAGUCGUUCGUUAGGGCGGUGAGACAGGCCCUGGACAACUGCUCCAUCCUGGGCAGCAUCCCCCUCCCCAAGGACAACCCUCUGGGCCUGGUGGAGGAGGUGAGGGCCAGGGGAGAUGUCAAAGUCUUCACAGUGUCCAAGGAGAACCGAGAUGUCAUCUUACAGGACAUAGUGUCUGCAGUACGAGACAGUCUGAAACAAACUGCCUAGGAGUUCAAACACCAGCCUGGAUCAAGUCUGACCAGCCGAGAUGCAGAAGCAUCCAUCAAGUCUUGGAGAUAAGCUGAUCCCCUGCUGGGAUAAACGCAGCCUGUUAAUCUUGUGAAGCUUCAACUUUCAACUCUUCUGAUUCUCUUCGCCCCAGUGUGCUGCUUGUCCAGCCAGUCGUUCUCAGACAUUAAUGGAAGAUUCGCACGCUCCUUACAACACGUGAGCCGACCUGGAGUGCUUCAUUUCACAUGGAGGAUUUAGUGCAGUGUGUCACAUGCAUACAUUUAUGUAAGCAAUCAAGCUUUUCUUUUUCUCAAAAUGGAUUGCGUGAUGAAUAAUGGAUGAGUGUGUAGCAGAGGACCAGGAGGGCAGAUGCACCUCCAGGACUCAGAGGAGCUGUGACGGUUUGUUGUGGCCCUUCAUCUCACAUGAAAGCCUCCGCAGACGACAAGUUUCCUCCAGAACGACAGAGGCGUUGUGUGUGGAGGUCUGUGGUCGACUGUAAGGCCAUUCAUCACAGUCCUCACUGUGGUCGACUGUAAGGCCAUUCAUCACAGUCCUCACACCAGCAGGCUGCCAGCUUGUCUUCUGGAACUCAGAAGUGCUCAUGCAACAGCAAGAAGAAUAAAUAUUUGAAAAGACAGUCUUCCAUGUGUUUUAUUCAUGACUUAAUGAAUAAGGACACAUGCAUUGGGGAAAUAAAUUACAGAAAAUUACCCAUCUUGGGCAGUAUAGUGGAGGCAAAAUAAUCCAGACUGUACUGUAAUAACCAUAUUUGAAGGUUUUACACAAUGAUUUGCCCAAAUUACUGGGUUUGGCCCUUAUUUAUUUUUGAAAGGAUAGUAAACAUUGUAGUAAGUAGGAACAGAUGUGGGAAAGUCUUGAUGUUUUCAGUGUUCGAAUCAGAUACUCAGCAAGAGAACGCUGAGGAAACAGGGUUUUGUUGUUUAUUCAUAAUAUAUUAAUAUUUUACACUCUGAUUUUGUAAUCAGAUUUGAUUUUUGGUUGUGUGGAAACAACACAAAAAGAUUACUAGUUAUGUAAAUAACAGUAAAUAAAGGAGAAAUAAGCUCCCUUUUGUUUAAAGUU